This is a messenger RNA of Colletotrichum destructivum, 840 nucleotides long. RefSeq names its product Putative zn(2)Cys(6) fungal-type DNA-binding domain, fungal transcription factor. Gene Ontology annotation, biological process: regulation of transcription by RNA polymerase II. NCBI's taxonomy places the organism in Eukaryota, Fungi, Ascomycota, Sordariomycetes, Glomerellales, Glomerellaceae. The transcript has 2 exons. Gene Ontology annotation, molecular function: zinc ion binding; DNA-binding transcription activator activity, RNA polymerase II-specific. The record is from RefSeq and is a predicted model, not a curated record. Bases 1 to 840 code for a protein of 279 amino acids.
AUGGUGACGCGGCGAUCUCACACGAAGUCCCGCUAUGGGUGCACGGAGUGCCGGCGGAGGAAGGUCAAGUGUGACGAGUCGCGCCCAGCUUGCUUCGACUGCACACGCCGAGGUUCCCGUUGCAUUUACUUGGCCUUGCGCACUCAAAAUGCCCCGAUCCCAGCAAAAUCUCCUUCGGUGGCGCCGCCGGGCCGUGUCCUGACGUUUGAUGGAGUCUCGGGAUCACCUCCAAGUCUGUUCAAACUCGGCGAUCAUCUCGAGGACGGCCUUUUGCAAUUGUCACCAAUUGUGACCAAGAGAUGGGCGUGCAGCAUGGAGCUGAUGCACCAUUACUCAGUCUCCACAGCAAACACGCUAGCUCUCCGCUCUGAUAUGCAGGAUGUCUGGCGUACGGUGGUGCCAGAAAUGGGUUACGAACAUCCUUUCGUGCUGGACGGCAUCCUAGCUGUGGCUGCAAUACACAAAGCCCAUCUGCUGCCCCUCCAACGGGAAAAAUACCUCGAUAUCGCAGCAUACUAUCAAACUCGCGGUCUUGGGGGCUUCCGUUCCGCUCUGUUCUAUAUCGGGGACACAAACUGGAAGCCCUCGUUCUGUUUCUCCUCCACCAUUAUUCUCUACGUCUGCGCUUUGGCUGCUCAUAGCAACGGAGAACCAGCACUCGGCACGGUGUCGGAAGUCCUCAAGCUCUUUGUUUUGCUCCGCGGAUUUCGCAGCGUCCUUUUGCCUUGCCAAGCAGAGGUUCGGGAGACGCAAUUCGCGCCGUUGUCGCACGGAAUCUGGAUUGUUGAAGAGAAUAGCAAGGACUUUGAGUACGUCCCCGUAAUCUGGCGUGCCUUUUGA